ACACAAUGUGGCGCCCGUACUUGGAAACACAAUGGAACAGCAGUUUUUACUGACGAUUCAUGGUCUAAAUGUGCCAAAAUGAUUUUUACAACGAGAGGUAAACUGACUGCUUUGGUUUUUAUCCUUGGUUCGAUCGCCUUUUACAUGUAUGCCUCAUACAAAACGGAGUUAGAACAAGAAAUCAACAAGACCGGUAGAAACCGCAACAUCACAAUAGGUGAGAUCAUCAGUGGAAGUAUCGAUCUAACUCAAGCAACAGCCACAGAAAAACCGACGAAGAAUUCAUAUCAAAAGCUUUUUAUUUACCUCACUCAAACAGAACAAUGCCUUCCCCCAAACUUGGCCCCUUCUUCCGCGAUUGGUGAUCCCGAUACAUGUAAUUGUGACGUCAUAGUGCUGAGCUUUCGUACCAAAUGUCAAGAGCGAAAGUCGCCUCACAUUACUUAUCUAUUCGGCCCCAAUACUGGAUGGGGUACGGGACGAAAUGCGCUGUAUUUGGCUGCAAAAAAAAAAAGAUCCCCAAAAUACCAUUAUUACAUUUUUAUGGAUGAAGAUGUCGUACUUGGUUUCAAUUCAUUUGCCCCACCAGAAAUGAAGAGGCUGCCACCUUUUAGAGUCUUCGAAAAAUGGCUUCUGGAGUACGAGCCUAUAGUUGGCGUUGUGGAUUACAAAGUGCAUCAUGGGGCAGACUGGACUAACAAAAGACGACGGGAAAUAUGUAUCAAGACGGACAGUCCCCUUGUGAUACCAACAGUAUGGUUUGAUGGCCUUUUCAAUGCAUAUCAUUACAAAGCUAUUGAGCAUCUUUUCCCUUACCGCACGCAGUACGAAAAAAUAUGCUGGUGGUUGGUGAACAGACAUAUGUUUACUGCUGUGGAACUGAAAUUUCGAGGCCAGGCAUUGAUGUUGGUGCCUGUUACAGCGAGUAAUCCCACACAUCGCUCAUACCCAAAGUCUGUAGCCGGCAUGGAGACAUACUGGAGAGAAUAUAUCGACACGAUUCGAGAGGAAGCUCCUUUAGUUUACAGAAAUCGGACUUUAUUUGAAGAUUUUAGGCAGAAUCCGUUUGAUUACAUUAUCAACUCGAGAACAUAUUGCAUGAACGUAACACGGCAUCAACUUAUUACACCCUACGCUCAUUUUGAUAGUCAGUAGUAAAACUGUAGCUAGGCGAUUGUUCCUAUUUCUUGUUAUGGUCGUUGUCCAUUUUUAGCAUAUUCUAAACAAUAAAUUUCGAAAGGCUAGUUUGUCCCGGGAGGGAAGGGGUGACUCCAACGUAUUCUUGUAUAAGCGGGCGUCGAGACAUCACUGGUGGUGUGACAUCACGUAGCAACGAGGCAAGCGCGUCACUUGGGUUGCUCAGUUUAGCUGAGCUCUUUUCACAAAGAGAACUCUUCAAGCUGAGCAAUCCGCUGACAAGAAUGGAGAACUUUCAAAAAAGAAAGAAAGGUCGUAAUUUUACGAUAGGACGAAUACCGAUUUAUUUCAAAGUUGCAAGAAGGUGAAAUCCAAACUGUUCUCACAGUUUUAAAAGAAGUUCACCUCGAUUUUAAAUUAAGUCUAGUGGUUUGUUCAUUAACUUUGCUAUUGGGAUUCAUUAGCGAUGUGAAAUUCAGCUUGUGUAAAUUGUAAAGUGAUUGUCACAUUGAGAGAUAAAAUCAAGGCUAUUGGAACGAUAAAAACAAGCUUGCUCGCUUGAUUUUCUGGAUGGAUUUUUCUUUCGCUCUUGGUUUGUGCUACCUUUUGGUGGCUAAUUCUCUCAUCAAUUCAAGUGACAGUGUUUAUAUUAGAAGUUAAUCUCUCUUGAGGUUGUCCACGCCAACUCUGCCGUGUCAAGCGGCUACAAGGAUUACCUUUUGUCAGUAGUCAAGUACCUCCCCGCCCCCCUCCCCCUCCGUUACGACGUAAUUCUAAUUCAAGGCAAACCUAAGCAGGUUGCUGCAAGCAUUGUAAGCGAAAAAAGGAGAAGUUAGCAAAAAUUAUAUCUGAUUUGUUUUG
Molecule: messenger RNA, 1998 nt
Organism: Stylophora pistillata
Lineage: Eukaryota; Metazoa; Cnidaria; Anthozoa; Scleractinia; Pocilloporidae
Source: RefSeq, a predicted model, not a curated record